CCAAAAAGACAAACCCCCCAAGCAAAACCCACAAAACCCAAAAUCCAAAUCCAGUGAUUUUUAAAAAGACAAAAAAGAAAAGAAAAAAAAGAAAAAAGAAAGAGAUUGAAAGAUCAUAUUCAUAUUCAUAAUUCACAGAGAAUUCUUGUUUGUCUUUCUUUCUAAUUUCUUUCAUCUUUUUUGUUUUUGUUUUUUGUUUUUGGGUUUAAUAUCACCCACCCACCACCAAAACCAAACAGAGAGCACUGGUCAGAAGUCAAUCACAUACAUAUAUACAUAUAAACAUAUACAAGCAAGGAGAGAUAAUUAGAAGAGGAAGAGGGAGAAAAGAGAUGUGUGCAAAGAAGGAAGACGAUCAAGGAGAGUGUUCUCAAGCUAUGAUCCAUAACAUGCAAGGCUUCCAAGAACAGCUUCUUCUUCACCAACAACAACAGGGUAAUGAUAUCUAUGGAAUUACAGGAACUAGGGCAGGAGCAGGAGGAGGAUUUCUUUUCCCUCAUGAAGUUCCACCAAUCCUCCCAUGGUCUCUCCCUCCAGUCCACUCCUUCAACCCGACCCAUUUCUCCCCGAACCAGCCGGGAGACCAUGACCCAUUUCUAGUUCCGCCGCCGCCGCCUCCGCCGCCAAUAUCCUCCUAUGGAAGUUUGUUCAACAGAAGAGCACAUGGUUUACAAUUUGCAUAUGAUGGUACACCAUCAACCGAUCAUCUGAGAAUCAUCUCGGAAAUGGUUCAGCCCGGCGGAGGUCCUUUCGGGUUACAAUCCGAGCUGGGUAAAUUGACUGCACAAGAAAUAAUGGACGCCAAGGCACUGGCGGCGUCAAAGAGUCAUAGUGAAGCUGAAAGGAGACGAAGAGAAAGAAUCAACAACCAUCUUGCUAAGUUGCGCAGCUUACUACCCAGCACCACCAAAACGGACAAGGCAUCUUUGCUAGCAGAAGUAAUCCAGCAUGUGAAGGAGCUAAAACGUCAAACUUCACUGAUAGCAGAAACCAGUCCAGUACCAACGGAGGUGGAUGAAUUAACAGUGGAUGCAUCUGAUGAAGAUGGUAAGUUCAUAAUCAAAGCUUCACUUUGCUGCGAAGACAGAUCUGAUCUCUUGCCGGAUCUAAUCAAAACUUUAAAAGCUUUGCGCUUGAGAACCCUCAAAGCUGAAAUCACAACGCUUGGUGGACGUGUCAAGAACGUCUUAUUCAUCACCGGAGAAGACGAUUCAAACGACCAACAACAACAACAACAACAACAAUAUUGUAUAAGCUCAAUACAAGAAGCACUUAAAGCAGUAAUGGAGAAGAGUUCAAGCGAUGAGUCUUCUUCAGGAAAUGUUAAGAGACAAAGAACCAACAUCAAUAUCAUUGAACACAGAUCUCUUUAAGUUAUAUAUUUAAAUUGAUCUCAUGAUUUUGAUUUUCACUUGGGUGUGUCAAAUUUUCAAUUUUUGUUUUUCUUUUCAGUGUGUUGUGUGUAUUAAUAUAAUGAUCAUUAUAAAGAAAAUAGUAGGGGAAAGAAAAUUUGAUGAAUAGUCAAUUUAGUGGCAGCCUAGACUUGGCCACAGGAGAUCAUUCCCCCCAUUUUGUAUGACAUGUGUGUUUUAUAUGCAUGAUGCAUGCAUACACAGAACCAGACAGAGAUAGGGUUUGUUCAUUAAUACUUGUAUGAGAGGUAGGAACAAGAAAGGAUCUUUUUCGUGAGAAGAGAAACCUUAUAUCAGCUCCAAACAUGGAAAACGUGGACUUUGAUUCCUCAGUGUUCCACUUUGGACAACAAA
Messenger RNA from Carica papaya (papaya), 1766 nucleotides. Its product is annotated as basic helix-loop-helix (bHLH) DNA-binding superfamily protein. Gene Ontology annotation, molecular function: protein dimerization activity; DNA-binding transcription factor activity. Gene Ontology annotation, biological process: regulation of DNA-templated transcription. The record is from RefSeq and is a predicted model, not a curated record. NCBI's taxonomy places the organism in Eukaryota, Viridiplantae, Streptophyta, Magnoliopsida, Brassicales, Caricaceae.